AUGAGGAACCACAGCACCAUCACUGAAUUCAUUUUCAUUGGACUGUCUAACAAUCCCAUCAUUGAGGCUCUGCUUUUUGUGCUCUUCCUAGGGAUUUACAUCAUGACGGUGACAGGGAACCUGACAAUGCUCUUGGUAAUCAGAACUGAUUCCCACCUCCAUACUCCCAUGUACUUCUUCUUGAGCAAUCUUUCAUUCUUAGACCUCUGCUUUUCUUGUGUUACAAUGCCUAAGCUACUUCAGGACCUCACGUCUGAGAAGAAAACGAUCUCGGUCAAGGGUUGUCUAGCCCAGGUUUUCUUUGUGUAUAUCACAGCAGGGACUGAAGCCUUUCUUCUCUCAAUGAUGGCCUAUGACCGCUACGCUGCCAUCUGCCACCCACUGCUCUACGGUCAGAUGAUGACCAAUCAGCUCUGUUUAAAGCUCGUAUUUCUCUCUUGGUGCUUGGCCUCUAUCAAUUCGGUUGUAAUUGUGCUCUUAGCGGUCAACCUUGACUUCUGUGAGGCUCAAAUCAUCCGUCACUACACCUGUGAGUUGCCCUCCCUCUUUCCUCUGUCUUGCUCGGAUAUCUCUAUCCACCAGGACAUCUUGAUCUGCGUUAUCGUGUUGCAUGGCUUUGGAACCUCCCUCCCAAUCUUCUUCUCCUAUGCUCGCAUUGUCUCCAGCAUCCUCAGCAUCAGCUCCACCACAGGGAGAAGCAAGGCCUUCUCUACCUGUUCCUCUCACCUUGUUGCAGUGAUUCUGUUCUUUGGCUCAGGUUUGAUUCGCUAUCUGAUGCCCACCUCUGGUUCCUCCCUAGAUAUGCUCUCUUCCUUACAAUACAGCGCAGUGACACCCAUGCUGAAUCCCCUCAUCUAUAGCCUAAAAAACAUGGAGGUGAAAGCCGCAAUGAAACGGACCUGGGAGAAGUACCUCCAGUAUUUUAGGUAG
Sorex araneus (European shrew) is the source of this 930-nucleotide messenger RNA. RefSeq names its product olfactory receptor 8S1-like. NCBI's taxonomy places the organism in Eukaryota, Metazoa, Chordata, Mammalia, Eulipotyphla, Soricidae. The record is from RefSeq and is a predicted model, not a curated record. Gene Ontology annotation, cellular component: membrane. The transcript has a single exon. Gene Ontology annotation, molecular function: G protein-coupled receptor activity; olfactory receptor activity. The coding region runs from base 1 to 930 and encodes 309 amino acids. Gene Ontology annotation, biological process: G protein-coupled receptor signaling pathway.